Molecule: messenger RNA, 381 nt
Organism: Danaus chrysippus (African queen)
Lineage: Eukaryota; Metazoa; Arthropoda; Insecta; Lepidoptera; Nymphalidae
Source: the annotation of a GenBank genome assembly
AUGAGCGAGGCUGGCUUCAGAGGUGGGAGGCGGAUCCCCACACCCUUCCCUCCACCCAAGGACCUGCAUCAGAACAGGUCAUCUCUCCGUCUGGUGGGUAGCGAUGCUUCCUACAAGCUAAGUCCAUACGAGAUGGAAGCCCUCAAUGCUAUGUCUGUUUAUUUUGUACAAGGUGUGUUCCUCCACAUCUGUUGUAUAGAACUUAUUUGUAACACGCCCCAGAGCAUCAAUAUAUCUAGUUCAGACAAUCACCUAGACAAAUUCACCCUCCCGCAUUGUCUCUUUGAUCUCUGUUUUGGUUCUACACUGGCGUUACAUCGAUGUACAUCGAGACCUCUUCUGUCACACUCCAAGUCUAGAUUCCGUGACGGUGUGUCAUAA